AUGCGCCAAAAUCUUGAGAGGGGAAAAUCUUUAAUGUCUGUUAGAAAAUUCCGAGAGUCGAGGAUCACAAUGAUGAUGAUCGGAAUGUUAUUGUUGAUGGUAGUGGUAGGGUUGAUGGGGUUGGUGAGUGCGGAUAAUGCUGGGGAAAAGAAGGAAAGAAAAAAUGUGUGGAUAUUUACUCAACCAUUGUUUUAUGACCAGUUUAAGCCUUUGGUUGAUCACUUGGUGAAUGAGGAUAAGUCUGUUGUUACUGUGUUGACACCUUACGAUGCUUCGGAUGCCUUUGAGCAAUUUUUAACAAAGAGAAGGGCUGGUGAAGAAGCCAAGUUUAACCUUGUCAAAUGUCCAAUUGAUACCAGAAUUCCAACAAAUUUCUACUCAUCAAUUAUUGAGCCUGCCAACAAGAAGCAAACUUACUAUGAAUAUGCCACUCAUUUGAAACAUCAAUGGAUUGAUACAUAUUUUGGAAAAUCAUUCUACAAGUGUGGAUCUAGCCAAUUAGAAAAGUCCAAGGUUGAUGUAGUUGUUACUGAUUGUCAUGCAUUUGGUGCUAUGGAUUUUGCAAGCAGUUUCUCAAAGCCUCUUGUCAUUUUGUGUCCAACUCUUGCUGGUCUUUCAACUAUUCAACCAGUAUCUCACCAAACUGGAAAGGAAUUGUUCGAACCUAGAUUCAAUCCAUUCAAUCAAGUAUCCUAUCUCAAACUCUUUAAUCAAAUGAUUCAAUUAGAUAAGACUUCAUCAUAUGCUACUACUAUGGAUCUUGUAACAAGAGGUCAAUUCUUGAAGCAAAACUCUACCGACUUUAUCAGAUCUAUGAAUGAAGAGAAUUUGGUUGGACAAUUCUUGAAUAUCGUUUCCAAUAUGUUCUCACAAACUCAAUACCAAGCAUUUUGGCUUUAUGAACUCUUUUUAAACAAUAGAAGAUCAGAAUAUCUUCCAAUGAGAAUUGCUGAUGAUACUAGCAUUCUUGACAUUGUCAAAACUGCUCAUGUGUUCUACACUUCUGUUAGUGGUGUUACCGAAGAUAGCUCUCUUAGAAUUCCAUCAAAUGCUCAUUUAAUUCCUCCACUUUUGAUCAAACAAACCAAGUGGAUCAAUGUUGCUGAGAAGAGAUUGUCAGAAGUCAAGACAUUGGAGAAGAAGAUGGAAAACAGAAAUGUUAUUCUUGUCAAUUUAAGAGAUUCAUUCAAAUUACUUCCACUAUUUCUCAAUAAUUUGGAAACCAUUGCUACCAAGCAUAAUCAUCUUGUUAUUAUUAAUAAGAAUGGUCUUAGCCAGGAAAUCAUCUCCAAAUACCCAUCCUUCGUGUUUUCUGAUUUAAGAGCUGAGGAAAGAAACAGAAUUCUCAAAUCGUCCAGUAUUAGAUUCGUCAUUACAAGUGGAGAUUUAUUAUCGACCAGUGAGGUGAUUGCUCAUGGAAAGCCUGUUUUGAUGGUUCCAUCCACUACUGAAGGAUUUGCUGUUUCAUUACAAUUGAGUGGAAACUUGAAAAUAGGACAUGUUCUCAUUCCAUCAUUUACUAACGAAAAGGUUAUCCAAGAUGUUAUGUCUAACUUCUUAAAGAAUACUGAGCUUUAUUCACAAGUUAAGAUUACCAAACAAUAUUCCGACCUCUUCUCAGAAGGAUCCAACAUGUCUGUAAAUAUUCUCUCAUCUUACAUUCUUUCAUUGGCUUCCAAUAAGAACGUGCUCUCACCUUCAUAUAGCUUUGAUACAAAGGCUGCAUUGAUUGUUGAUACUUCAAUUGUUGCUAUUUGUAUCCUUCUCACCCUUCUCAUCAUUAUCUACAUCAAUAUCAAAAUUAUGCUCAGAAUUAUUUCUCUUCUUUGCUUGUGCUGUGUAAAGUCCACUAACAAACCUAAGAAGGAAAAGACUGAAUAA
Naegleria gruberi is the source of this 1881-nucleotide messenger RNA. RefSeq lists its product as uncharacterized. The coding region runs from base 1 to 1881 and encodes 626 amino acids. Lineage: Eukaryota; Heterolobosea; Eutetramitea; Acrasida; Naegleriidae. The record is from RefSeq and is a predicted model, not a curated record. The transcript has a single exon.